Coregonus clupeaformis (lake whitefish) is the source of this 957-nucleotide messenger RNA. RefSeq names its product LYR motif containing 9 (gene lyrm9). The record is from RefSeq and is a predicted model, not a curated record. Lineage: Eukaryota; Metazoa; Chordata; Actinopteri; Salmoniformes; Salmonidae. Bases 256 to 498 code for a protein of 80 amino acids. The transcript is spliced from 4 exons.
AGGGUACACACAGAUUUUAUAACGACCUCGAUUUAACGACAUUCAUCCUUCCCUAUUACAGUUUUGUCACAUGCCUAUUCAUUUACCAGGCUUUAUUUACAAACUAAUAUUGUUCAAGGAGAAAUUACAGUGGACAUAACGCUACUUAACGUUGAACAGUAGGCUACUUCAAAGAAAAACGGAAGUUGCCUGUCUGAAGGAGCAACCGCAAGUUACCUGAGCAUAUUGAGGAGGAAGUAAUUCUACAGGGGCAGUAUGCCCCCAUUACCAGGCGCUGAGUUGGUUCGUACGCCGGUUCACCUGUACCGUUACCUUCUUAGAUGUUGCAAGCAAUUGCCAACCCGAGCAAUGCAGCAACAUUAUCAACAUGCUAUAAGACAGGGUUACAAUAGUCACACAGACGAAGACGAUCCUGAGAGGAUUCAACUGAUCAUACAAAGAGCUAUAUCAGAUGCAGAUUGGAUUCUCGACAAAUAUAAGAAGAAAUUAGAUGUGUGAAAUUUGAGGACAAGGAGGAAAUAAGAGGACAAGACUGCUGGCUCCAUGGGACAUGUUCCUUUUGGAACAAAUCUUGAUCAAAACAGGAUUUUGCUUGUUCUGCCACGCAAGAAACAUCCCAGGGACAGACGCAUCAUGCAAUGUGGCAAUAAGAGAAGUGACGUUUCCCAACCCUCUACUGAGGGACUACCAGACAGUCCACAUUUUUGUUCUACUGCUGCACUUACACACCUGAUUCAACUAGUUAAGGGCUUGGUGAUUUGUUUAUUCAGGUGUGUUAGUGCAGGGCUUGAACCAAAAUGUGGGCUGUCUGGUAGUCCCCAAGUAGAGGGUUGGGAAACACUGACAUACAGUGGCUUGCAAAGUAUUCACCGAAAGUAUUGUAUCAUUUACACAACAUGCCUACCACUUUGAAGAUGCAAAAUAUUUUUUAUUGUGAAACAAACAAGAAAUAAGACA